This is a messenger RNA of Fonsecaea pedrosoi CBS 271.37, 1587 nucleotides long. RefSeq lists its product as uncharacterized. NCBI's taxonomy places the organism in Eukaryota, Fungi, Ascomycota, Eurotiomycetes, Chaetothyriales, Herpotrichiellaceae. The record is from RefSeq and is a predicted model, not a curated record. The coding region runs from base 1 to 1587 and encodes 528 amino acids. The transcript has a single exon.
AUGGUUGCGAAUUGUCCUUCAUCUUUCCAUCCGACUCAGAUCCGCAUCGCAAUAUCCACGGCAUCGUCUCUGUCUCUGCGUGGACAAGUGACAGAUCCAGCUCGACAGCUUCUAGGCGCCUUCAGCCCUGUGUUCCCUUCGCCCAUGGCAACGCCUUCUAGCAACGAUCCUGGCCCCGCGGGCACAGACACGGCGGUGGUCACGAUGUCCGCGCCCGCGAAGCGCUCGUUCUACGACCUUCCGAUAGAAGUUCGGUUGGAAAUAUACGAGCUACUUUACUGUUACUCCAAGCCCAUCCACCUUACUCUCGACCACGACGGCAAGAUCAAACACCAGCGCGCAGAAUCUGCCACGAGUUGCUGCACUCCUGACCUUGCCAUCCCGGUCCACGCUUUUACGGUAGCAAAGACACUCUGUCAUGAGGCUUCCCCUGUCCUCUACCAACGUAACAACUUCAGCAUGGACUGGAAGAAUCUCAAAAUGUUCUCCCAGAAAUGGGACCAGGGACUCAGCAACUAUCUGGGAGCAAUCGAGAUUUUCUGUGACGAUGGGCCAGCUUGGGGUUUUGUCCCUGUCACCAGAUUGUUGGUUGACAAGAUGCCGGGUCUACAAGAGAUCAAUUUCAAGAUUUCAGGCUCACUCAGACUUGCUGCUGCCGCCCUAGAGACCUCCAGUGCCAUAACCCCUUGCGCCUCUAUGUUCGGUGGACCAGAACUGGAUCUCGUUCUUCAGCCUCUGAAGUCUGAAGACUGCAAUGGUGGCAAAGGUGGCUCCGAUCUUGUUGCCAUUCGCAAUGGCAUCCAACAGGACAAUGCAAAACUGGCAGAAAUCUGGCCCGAGGGUCUUGCUCCAAACAAUAUCACUCGAUCCUGCGCUCCAAUCUUGUCCCAUAUCAGAUUGAGUGGCAAAAUCUCUCGCACUACCCUUGACAAAAUUCUUGGACACAGAUGUCUGCCAGGUGAUUGUUUUUGGGAGGAAGUUGCUCAAGAAGUCAAGGAAGGUGACGCCGCCAAGGUGAUUGGGGAGAACAAGGACGCCACCAAGAUGGCAGAGAAGAAUGGCAGCUCCGACAAGUUGACCGAGGAUUUGGUGCACUACAAAUGGAAAGCCAUGGUUCCUGGAGAGAGGACCGACGUACCGAAGAUCGACAUGCGCCAGUGGUACCCGCCACUUACGGAAAAGGAACAGCAAAAAGUGAGGGAUUUUGUCAAGGUCUUCGAGCAACGUGACAGUUGCUAUAAGAGUGACAGCGCAUCCGAGGUAGAAAGCCUUCCUAAGGACGCCACAGCUUCUGCGGAACCUGGCUCGACUGAUCAUGGCGGGACAAGUCAAGAUGCUUUAUCUAGAGAUGCCGAGAACCAAGAAGUCGUGUACGCGGAGGGAGCAGAGUCUGCUGCGAGUACUGCGUCUGCCAAUCCUGACGAUCUCCUGGGGAGCAUGCAGCAGUUGGCUUUUGCUAACUGCUUCGAAAACCUCAACUCCGAGUUUCUGCACAAAGACCUAGCAGAGGUCAGAGCUGCCCUACUGGAAUAUUUUGGCGAUUUUGCAUUCGAACUCUUCCCAGAUGAGUUUGCGGAUGAGAACUAG